Xylaria bambusicola is the source of this 1758-nucleotide messenger RNA. RefSeq lists its product as uncharacterized. NCBI's taxonomy places the organism in Eukaryota, Fungi, Ascomycota, Sordariomycetes, Xylariales, Xylariaceae. The record is from RefSeq and is a predicted model, not a curated record. The transcript has 5 exons. The coding region runs from base 369 to 1322 and encodes 317 amino acids.
CCCGUUGAAAAUGGUGUAGCUCGAACACGAUGACCUAGAAGGCAACCACUAGGCUUUCCAUCUAGAAGAAAAAGGAAAGACACAAAACAAGGGCCACCUGCAGUGUUACGUUUGGCGUUCCCGAUACCAAGUUUAAGCCACUCCAGGUUUGUGGCAAGCCUACAUAUCCAGGGCCCUCGUCCGUCGGAUUCUCUAGACGGCCCCUGUUGACCUCAACGAAUCUCCUCCCCGCUAUAUCAACGCUUUUACGCCUCGAAAGUUUUGGUUUCCCGCCGCAACAGGCAUGUAAAGUAGGGUGGAAGCUGGCUGUUUGUAGUUAACGGCUUGUCGUUCGUUUGAAAUAUAUACGAAGAUCUUCUUCCGACAAAAUGGGCAGCCAUCACGACAGUCUUUUCGCUGCAGCGGUCCUCUUCCUGGUACUGAACACGGUUGUCGUGUUCUCCCGAGUUUAUGUUCGGACAGUGGUGAUUCCUGGUGGUUAUGGUUGGGACGAUUUUGUAUUAUGUUUAACAUAUAUCGGUUUCGUCAUCUCCAUAGGACUUGGUUUCGCUGCUAUGCAUUAUGGGUAUGCUGCAGACGAUGUUCAGCCUUGGUACGAUGUGGCUACAGCAAAAAUGUUCACCUACGGAAACCAGACAACCCUCUACAUUUCAGCAGGUUUGGUAAAGCUUGCUGUAGCGCUAGUUCUUCUUCGCAUAUCGAUCUCCAAAGGGCUACGCGUUAUCCUCAUCAUAUCCAUGGUUGUCGUUGGUAUCUGGACUGUCAUCACGGUCGUUUUCGCCUCUGGUAUUUGCGCUACGGGUGGUUCAAGCAACUGGGCUGGAAGCCAACGUUGUACUGACGUCGGUUAUUUUCGUACAAUCUCCAACAUUUUCAUCGAUUACUUCUAUGCCCUGCUGCCGAUCUAUAUCCUUCGAGGUUCCCAGUUGCAAACAAAGCUCAAAUACAUAGCCAUAUUCCUACUUGGCUUGGGUAUCUUUGCAAGCACCGCAACGAUUGUCAAACUCGUCAUCAUCGUGCGUCUUCCAUAUGCGAAAGGCGAAGUGGCAGACGGACUCCACUACGACCUCCUAUUGUGGGCCGAUAUCGAGCUCGGCCUCGCCAUUCUUGCGGCGUCUGCGGCUGCGCUCCGGCCACUACUCAGACAUGUACCAGCCCUGUUUGACGGAACCACUAAGAAUGGUACUCGUGGUACGGAAGAAAUCGGACCAUACCAUGAACUUGCGGUGCAAAGUGACAGAAGAAAGAGCAAGACAGCUAACGAGACAACGGUAUCAAAGUCAAAGACGAAUUCUGAUGACGAUUUAUUUCGGAUGGCAUAAUCUGCUUGGAUACCACCAAUUGCGCUUUACAUUUCAAUCACCUAAUCGCGGAUACCCAAAAACUAUUCAAUGUUUGACGUCGUGACGUUGUCGGCAUAGACCCAAUCCCUACAUAUUAACAGCCUAAAAACGCGUUUCUAAUAUGGCUUUCAUGAUACCCAAUCUGUUGUUUUGCCAGGUGUCGUCUAAGACGAAGAAAGUCACGGACGUUCUCGCAUAAGGAGCCGUUACUAUCCGUAUAUUUACCGAUAGUAGACACAGGUGGCUUUAGAAGCAGUCAGAGCAGCGUUUAUAUGAAUCAUGAAAGAGGGGCUCUUUCAAAAAGCCUUCGAGGCACCAUUGAAUGCCCGCCGAAAGAUUAGGCCUUCAUCGAACCAUCAGCAUCACUUUGGCAAGAGGUAUGCGAUAUGCCCUUGAGAUUACGCUUAAUGUUUAA